UAGCCAUUUGGUGUUGAAUGUUCCCCUCAGAGAGCACAUGGCUGGGGAAGCUAGGUGCGGGCCGGGUCCCCGAGGGCCCGCCGUCCGGGAGGCGGUGCUUCUGCUCCUGUGUCUGGGGGUCCCGAGCGGGCGCCCCUACAACGUGGACACCGAGAGCGCGCUGCUUUACCAGGGCCCCCCCAACACCCUGUUCGGCUACUCAGUGGUGCUGCACAGCCACGCGGCGAACCAAUGGCUCAUAGUGGGGGCGCCCACGGCCAACUGGCUCGCCAACGCUUCAGUGGUCAGUCCCGGAGCGAUUUACAGAUGCAGGAUAGCAAAGAAUCCAGACCGGACAUGCGAACAACUCCAGCUGGGUAGCCCUAGUGGAGAACCUUGUGGAAAGACUUGCUUGGAAGAAAGAGACAAUCAGUGGCUGGGGGUCACACUUUCCAGACAGCCAGGAGAAAACGGAUCUGUUGUGACUUGUGGACAUAGAUGGAAAAACAUAUUUUAUAUAAAGAAUGAAAAUAAGCUCCCCACAGGAGUUUGCUAUGGAAUGCCCUCUGAUUUACGAACAGAAUUAAGUAAAAGAAUAGCUCCAUGUUACCAAGAUUAUGUGAGAAAAUUUGGAGAAAAUUUUGCAUCAUGUCAAGCUGGAAUAUCUAGUUUUUAUACAGAGGAUUUAAUUGUGAUGGGAGCUCCAGGAUCAUCUUACUGGACUGGCUCUCUUUUUGUCUACAAUAUAACUACGAAUAAAUACAAGGCUUUUUUAGACAAACACAAUCAAGUAAAAUUUGGAAGUUAUUUAGGCUACUCAGUUGGAGCUGGUCAUUUCCGGAGUCCACAUACUACCGAAGUAGUUGGAGGAGCCCCUCAACAUGAACAGAUUGGUAAAGCAUAUAUAUUCAGCAUUGAUGCCAAAGAACUAAAUAUCUUACAUGAAAUGAAAGGUAAAAAGCUCGGCUCUUAUUUUGGAUCUUCUGUCUGUGCCGUGGACCUCAAUGCAGAUGGCUUCUCAGACCUGCUGGUGGGAGCCCCCAUGCACAGCAUCGUCAGGGAGGAGGGCAGAGUGUUUGUGUACAUCAACUCCGGCUCGGGAGCAGUAAUGAAUGAAAUGGAAACAGAACUCGUUGGGAGUGACAAAUACGCUGCGAGAUUUGGAGAAUCUUUAGUUAAUCUUGGCGACAUUGAUAAUGAUGGCUUUGAAGAUGUUGCUAUUGGAGCUCCACAAGAAGACGACUUGCGAGGUGCUAUUUAUAUUUACAAUGGCCGAGCAGAUGGAGUAUCGUCAGCAUUCUCACAGAGAAUUGAAGGACUCCAAAUCAGCAAAUCAUUAAGUAUGUUUGGACAGUCUAUCUCUGGACAAAUUGAUGCAGAUAAUAAUGGAUAUGUAGAUAUAGCAGUUGGUGCUUUUCGGUCCAAUUCUGCUGUAUUGCUAAGGACAAGACCUGUAGUGAUUGUUGAAGCUUCUUUAAACCAUCCUGAGUCAGUAAAUAGAACAAAUUUGGGCUGUAUUGAAAAUGGAUUGCCGUCUGUGUGUAUGGAUCUAACAGUCUGUUUCUCAUAUAAGGGCAAGGAGGUUCCAGGUUAUAUUGUUUUGUUUUAUAACAUGAGUCUAGAUGUGAACCGGAAGAUAGAGUCUCCGUCGAGAUUUUACUUUUCCUCUAAUGGAACAUCUGAUGUGAUCACCAGAAAUAUAAAGGUGUCAAGCAAAGCAGCUAACUGUAGAACACAUCAAGCCUUUAUGCGGAAAGAUGUACGGGACAUCCUCACCCCAAUCCAGAUCGAAGCUGCUUACCACCUUGGACAUCAUGUCAUCAGUAAACGAAGCACAGAGGAAUUUCCACCACUUCAGCCAAUUCUUCAGCAGAAGAAAGAAAAAGACAUAAUCAAAAAAACUAUAAACUUUGCAAGAUUCUGUGCCCAUGAAAACUGUUCUGCUGAUUUACAGGUUUCUGCAAAAAUUGGGUUUUUGAAGCCACAUGAAAAUAAGACCUAUCUUGCUGUUGGACGUAUGAAGACAUUAAUGUUGAAUGUGUCCCUGUUUAAUGCCGGAGAUGAUGCAUAUGAAACAACUCUGCAUAUCCAACUACCUGCUGGUCUUUACUUCAUUAAGAUCUUAGAUCUGGAAGAGAAACAAAUAAACUGUGAAGUAACAGACAGCUCUGGCAUAGUAAAACUUGACUGCAAUGUUGGUUAUAUAUAUGUAGAUCAUUUAUCAAGGAUCAAUAUUAGCUUUCUCCUGGAUGUGAGCUCAUUCAACAGAGCAGAAAAGGAUCUCAAUAUCACAGUGCACGCUGCCUGUGCAAAUGAAGGGGAAAAGGACAACCUGAAGCGUAACAAACUAACUGUAACAAUACCUCUCAAAUAUGAAGUCAUGCUAGCUGUUCAUGGGUUUGUAAACCCAACUUCAUUUGUGUACGGACCAGGGGAUGAAAAUGAGCCCAAAACGUGCAUAGCAGAGAAAAUGAACUUCACUUUCCAUGUUAUCAACACUGGCUAUAGCAUGGCUCCAAAUGUUAGUAUGGAAAUAAUGGUACCAAAUUCUUUUAUCCCCCAAACCGAGAAGCUUUUCAAUAUUUUGGAUGUCCAGACUACUGCUGGUGUAUGUCACUUUACACCUUACCAAAGAAAGUGUGCAUCAGAGCAGCAAAAAGGUGCAGUGGAGACCCUGAAAGACAUAUUCAGGUUCUUGUCAAAGACUGAUAAGAGGCUACUGUUCUGCAUAAAAGCUGAUCCACAUUGUUUGAAAUUCUUAUGCAAUUUUGGGAAAAUGGAAAAUGGGAAAGAAGCUAGUGUUCACAUGCAGCUGGAAGGCCGGACAUCCAUUUUAGAAAUGGAUGACACUUCAGCUCUCAAGUUUGAAAUAAGAGCAACAGCUUUUUCAGAGCCAAAUCCAAAAGUUAUUGAACUUAACAGGGAUGAGAAUGUUGCACAUGUUCUGCUUGAAGGACUACAUCAUCAAAAACCCAAACGUCAUUUCACUAUAGUGAUUAUUACCAGUAGCUUGUUACUCGGACUUAUUUUACUUCUACUGAUUUCCUAUGUUAUGUGGAAGGCUGGCUUCUUUAAAAGACAAUACAAAUCUAUCCUACAAGAAGAAAACAAAAGAGACAGUUGGAGUUACGUUAACAGUAAAAGCGAUGAUGAUUAAAGACUUCUUUCCAAUUAAGAGAACUAACAACAGACUCAGGUUAUACUAAAGACAUUGUUUACAAGAAACUACUAAUUUUGCUGAGACUUCUUCCACUUGUGACCUUGUGGCAUGUUAUGUAUUAGUGCGAAUGAAAAAUCCAAGUAAUAUUCAAAAACCCAAGCAAUGUCUUCAAGAGAAAACCUGCAAAGGUAAUAUUUAAUAUAUCCAAAGGUAAUCUUUCAGCUCUUAAAUGGAUAGAAAAACACUAAAGCAUUCAAUUCAUUCAAGAUAAGUAAUCCCUCGAAGAUAUCUUGCAAUGGAAAUGCAAUGGAAUUAAAUCAUAUUGCAGAGGUAAACAACUCGACUGGAGAAGUCUUGGGCUUGAAAUAUCAUUCCUUUAAGAGAAAUAUUUGCCAUAUGUGCUUGCUUCAGUAAAAUUAAUUCCACUGAAUAGGUAAUGAUUCAUUUCUGAUAUCUGUUUGAAAAAUUCUGCUAAAUAUUUUUAAAGAACAUAAUUCAAAGAGCUGUUCCCAAAUUUUCUAAUGAAUAAAAGGAGACCAUUAUUUUA
This is a messenger RNA of Manis pentadactyla (Chinese pangolin), 3686 nucleotides long. RefSeq names its product integrin subunit alpha 4 (gene ITGA4). Gene Ontology annotation, molecular function: integrin binding. The record is from RefSeq and is a predicted model, not a curated record. Bases 38 to 3136 code for a protein of 1032 amino acids. Gene Ontology annotation, biological process: cell-matrix adhesion; integrin-mediated signaling pathway; cell-cell adhesion. The transcript has 28 exons. Gene Ontology annotation, cellular component: external side of plasma membrane; integrin complex. NCBI's taxonomy places the organism in Eukaryota, Metazoa, Chordata, Mammalia, Pholidota, Manidae.